Molecule: messenger RNA, 1245 nt
Organism: Entrophospora sp. SA101
Lineage: Eukaryota; Fungi; Glomeromycota; Glomeromycetes; Entrophosporales; Entrophosporaceae
Source: the annotation of a GenBank genome assembly
AUGCCAGACAAAACAUUAAAUAAUCAAACAUCGUCAUCUUUUUUAAAAAAAAUUAUUAACGCACGAUUAAUUCAUAAUCAUAAAAUCAUUGAAAAUGAUGUUUUAUUCAUUCAAAAUGGUUUAAUAAUCGACCCACAAAAUCAUUUUUUCACCAAAGAAUCAUCUCCAGACUUGGUGAUUGAUGCAAAAGGAUUAUUUGUAGUCCCAGGAUUCAUUGACAUACAAAUCAAUGGUGCAUUUGGCGUUGAUUUUUCACAAACAUCUGCUGAUUUUGAUGAACAGAAGGUAAAGGCUGAUUUAACUAAAGUUUCAAAAGGUUUAUUGAGAACUGGAUGUACUAGUUUUAUUCCAACACUCAUUAGUUCUGAAGACCAUGUCUAUAAAAAUAUGUUACCAUUGAUUGGACCUCGAAAAGGAAAUUUAAAGAAUGGAGCAGAGAUUUUGGGAUCUCACGUUGAAGGGCCUUUUAUAACACCAGAAAAAUGUGGUGUGCAUGAAAAAUAUAAAUUUAAAGUUUUAUCAAAUGGUUUUUCAGACUUUGAAAAUACUUAUGGAUCAGAAAAUAUUAGAAAUUCUAUUAAACUUAUAACUGUUGCGCCCGAAGUUGAAGGAGUAUUGGAUAAUAUUGAAAGACUUGUUAAAUCUGGUAUUACUGUUAGCAUCGGCCAUUCAGCUGCUACUGUUGUUGAAGCUGAGUCGGCCAUCAAAAAAGGGGCAAAAUGUAUUACACAUUUAUUCAAUGCUAUGCAGCAGGCAAAUCCUGGAAUAAUUGGACUAUUAGGUACUACAUGUAUUAAAAGACCUUAUUAUGGUGUAAUAUGUGAUGGAAUACAUGUACAUCCAAACUCCAUAAAAAUUGCAUAUGAUUCACAUCCAAAAGGUGCAAUUGUAGUAACUGAUGCUAUUUCUGCAAUGGGAUUACCGCCAGGUGAUUAUGAAUUAGGAGAUAUACAUGUACGUAAACAGGAUGAAAAGGUUGAGAUAGUUGGUACAAGGACAUUGGCUGGAUCAGUUAUUACAAUAGAUGAAUCUGUUCGAAACUUUAAAAAAUUUACAGGAUGUUCUAUUGUUGAGGCAAUUGAAGCUGCUACAUUACAUCCUGCAGAGCUAUUGGGCAUACAGAACAGAAAGGGUACUUUAAAUACCGGUUCUGAUGCAGAUCUUUUAUUUUUGGAUGAUGAUCUUAAAAUUAUUAGAUGUUUUAUUGCAGGCGAAGAAUUUGACAUGAAAAAUAAUGAUUUUUAA